GUUCCAUCAUUUCAUUGGACUGGAAACUUCCGGCUUCUUCCUCUUGGUGCAGUUUCCCAUAACAGGUGAAACAAACGCCAUUAUGAGUCAAUAGCUGGAUCAGAUUGUGGCUAAAUUUAAUUAAUCUGAACACAGAUUCAGAUUCCCUAACAUUUCGCCCUGUUUGCCGUUCGGGAUUACCGAGUAUUUACCGGUUGUCAACUGUUGCGGAUUAGUUUAGCUUGAAGCGGACCACAACAAUGAUGGCGUCUAGCUAUAACGCUAAGGAGGAGGACGGACACCACUCGGGAUCUUCAACUCACGGCGGGACGGGGGCUCCGAAAAAUAAAAAGCCGGACAAUACAGCGUUCAAACAGCAGAGACUUCCAGCUUGGCAGCCUAUAUUGACUGCCGGUACUGUGCUGCCUGCUUUCUUCGUUAUCGGACUCAUAUUCAUCCCCAUCGGGAUCGGCCUGUAUGUGACUUCAAACAACAUAAAAGAGUACGAGGUUGAUUACACUGGUGUGGAGCCUAACAGUCCUUGCUACGACUGCGCCAAUAGCUUCACCUGGAACAGCACAACACCAUGCGUCUGCACUGUGAACUUCACGCUGACGCAGCCGUUUGAGAGCAAUGUCUACAUGUACUACGGUCUGUCCAACUUCUACCAGAACCACAGACGCUACGUGAAGUCCAGAGAUGACAGCCAGCUAAAUGGAGUUCAAUCCUCUUUAACGAACCCCAGCAAGGAAUGUAAGCCGUACCUUACAAACCCGGAGACUAAGCUGCCCAUAGCUCCAUGUGGAGCCAUAGCAAACAGCCUUUUCAAUGACACCCUGGAGCUGUAUUACAGCCAACCCGACGGCAACACGUCAAAAGUUACUCUGGUAAAGAGGGGCAUUGCUUGGUACACAGACAAGAACGUGAAGUUCAGGAAUCCUGGAAACGACAAGGACAACUUGACUGAACGUUUCAAAGGCACGGCUAAGCCAGUGAACUGGCUGAAGCCGGUGUACGAGUUGGACCCGUCAGAUCCUGAAAACAACGGCUUCAUCAACGAAGACUUCAUCGUGUGGAUGCGCACAGCCGCCCUGCCCACCUUUCGGAAGCUCUAUCGCAUCAUCCAAAAGAAGCCGGACUCAACUCCGACUCUAGCCAGUGGCAAAUACGUCUUGAAGAUCACUUACAAUUACCCCGUCCGCAGCUUUGAUGGCCGGAAGCGGAUGAUUUUGAGCACCAUUUCUUGGAUGGGAGGGAAGAACCCCUUCCUGGGUAUCGCCUACAUCACAGUGGGCUCCAUCUGCUUCUUCCUGGGUGUCGUCCUUCUUAUUAUCCACCAAAAAUACGACACCCGCAGCAACAGCGCAGAUAUUCCUAACUAAAUCGCUCCUGUGUUGGGUCUUCCAAGUCUGCAUGCGCCGGUGACCCUGACGGGUCUAUUCUGGACUGCUUAGUUGCUUUAGGUCGGAUACACUGUGAAUGUCUGGUGUGUUUGCACAAUGGCAGGCAUGUCUGAAGCAUCAUAUCUUAGCUCCGUUUACCUCUUCCUCAUCUGUGUGU
This is a messenger RNA of Poecilia latipinna (sailfin molly), 1539 nucleotides long. Its product is annotated as cell cycle control protein 50A-like. The record is from RefSeq and is a predicted model, not a curated record. Gene Ontology annotation, cellular component: endoplasmic reticulum; plasma membrane; Golgi apparatus. Lineage: Eukaryota; Metazoa; Chordata; Actinopteri; Cyprinodontiformes; Poeciliidae. Gene Ontology annotation, biological process: phospholipid translocation. Bases 240 to 1361 code for a protein of 373 amino acids. The transcript has 7 exons.